CAACUCUGACCAUCACAACAAUCAAAAAAUAUUUCCGACUUUCACCUCUCGGAAUCUUUUCUGCUCUCAUUGUUCUUCCCCUGAGUGUCAACGUUAGUUCAAUAGCAGGGAAUGUAUGAUGGAGAAGAAGAAGCUAUGUAAAUGUUGUACAGCAGGGUGGUUACUCUGUGUUAUUGGUGGUAUUUCCAUACCUGUUGUCAGUUAUUUCAUAAAGAAACAGGUAGAAAAGACUGUGAUUAUAAAGAAGGGAGGAGUGUUGUAUGACUUAUGGAAGGAUGUGCCGAUUCCUAUCUACAUGCAGUUCUACAUGUUUAAUGUCACCAAUGUUUAUGAAAUAUUAAAUGGUGGGAAACCGUAUGUUACACAGAAAGGACCAUAUACCUACAUAGAGAAGAGAGAGAAGUUCAAUAUCACCUUCAAUCCAAAUGGUACAGUAUCAUACAGACAGAAAAGAAUCUUUAUAUUUGACAGGUCAAAGUCCAUUGGAGAUGAUUCUGAUGUAUUUGUUACAGCUAAUCCUUUAUAUUGGACUGUACUAGCAGCUAUAAAAUAUGAAUAUUUAGACAUAAAUAAGAUAUUACAGUUUGUGUUAAAGUUUGGAGGUGAAGGUCCUUUCUUUGAGAAGAGUGUAAAAGAUCUGGUGUGGGGAUAUAAAGAUAAAAUGUUAGAAGUAGGAAACGAGUUAGCACCACAAUGGUUCUACACAGACUUUGUGGGUUACUUUAUGAAUAAAAAUAACACUGAUGAUGGAGUAUAUACCAUCUUCACAGGAGAGAAAGACAUUACAAUGUUAGGAAUGAUAGACAAAUAUAAUGGUUCUAGUUAUUUGAAUUUCUGGUCAACAAAAUCUGCCAACAUGGUCAAUGGAACAGAUGGCACGCUAGGUCCUCCAUACCUCAGUGAAGACAGAACAUUAUAUUUAUUUGCUUCAGAUAUAUGUAGGUCAGUAUCUGGAGAAUGGACUUCUAAUGUAAAGGUCAAGGACAUAUCAUUACGUAGAUACACAGCAGGAUUUAUGUACCUAGCUAAUGCUACAAUAAACCCUGAUAACAUUGGUUUCUGUACUCCAGAGUCUAACUGUAUGGAUACUGGUUUGGUGAAUAUAAGCACAUGUCAGCUAAUUGAUUAUUUCCACAUACCUGCAGUGGUGUCUCUGCCACAUUUUUACAUGGCAUCAGACAGAAUCAAAAACUCCAUAGGGGGUCUUAGUCCGUCUGCAGAGGAACAUCAGACAUUUGUUGACCUUGAACAUAACACUGGUUUAGUGCUGUCUGUUGCCAAAAGAUUGCAGAUCAAUCUCUACAUACAGCCAGUAGAUGGACUUCCAGAAACUUCUAAGAUAUUACCUUCUGUGUUACCUGUAUUCUGGUUAAACGAGACAGCUGUGGUCAAUGAUAAAUAUGCUGACCAGUUAAAGAGGAUGUUAUUUAUACCAAAGUUAGUGGUAGAAGUUGUACAGAUAGCCAUGUUAUCUGGUGGUGCUCUACUCCUACUGAUAUCAGUAUUCUAUGGUGUAUUUAAACUUAGAGAGAAUCAAAAGAUUUUUAUGAAGCCAGGAGACAAAAGAUUAUCCUCACUAACAGAAUCAGACGACAGAAGACAUUUAGUUUCCUGAUCUUCAGCCAGUGGUCCUGUACUGAACUAUUAAAUGUUAUACAGUGAAUUAUAAACUAAUAAUUUAUUGCAAAACACAAACCAAAGUGUGAAAACCAGCCAAAAUUAAGUCUCAAUGAAAUACUCAGGAAUUAUAGAUAGAAAUACAGACAAAGACAUGAUUGUAUGACAUUCUUAUGCAAAUAGGGUCAUUAUUGUAUACAAAACAUGAUAUUAUUGUUCUUUUUUAAAUCACAUCUAUUUUUUAAAUUGUUGUUUGAUAUCACAAUUCAACUUUUUUUCAUAUUCCAAAUUAUUUAUCAUUUCUUUGUAAAUAAAUACAUUUUGGAUUCAAUAUUUAGAAAAACAAAAUAUUUUUAAUUUCAUACUAUUUUCUGUUAGAAAAUAUACAUUUUAUCAGAUGUUGAAUCAUGAAAAAAUUCACAAAAAUAAAUGUUUUUGAAAUGGAAAAUCUUCUAAUGAGUAAAAGAAGGACUUCUUUGGUUAUAAUAAUAGUAAACAAUAUUUUUAAUUUUAAAACACUUUGUUGCCCUUUUGAUGUGUUUGAAAUAAUUAUUGUGUUGUUUGAUUUUGCCUCAUACGUUCAAAGUUAAGUGGGACAUGUUACUACCUUUUGUUUGCAGUGCAUUCUGUACAAUUGAUUUUUAUGCAAAUAUUGCCAAAAAUCUUCCUGGUACAGUAAGCUUAUUAAACUGAUGUGUUUAUUACCUAUGACAACCUAAUAUUUUCAUCACAUUUGUUUUGGCGAAAAUUGCUUCUGUUUGUGCUUAAAUGUUAUAUUAUUAUAAGUUGUAAGCAGGGCUGAAAGACACUAAUACAAAUAAUUCAUUUUUUUGUAAAUCUUAAGAUAUAUGGAGCAAUUACAAUGUAAUUUUGUAUAACUUUGAUCUUCCACUUUAUAGAGAGUAUUAUGUUUGUUGAAUGAGAAGUGGUUCCAUGAUUUGUUUUUGUAAUAAUCUUGUCUAAUAUGUUCGAACUUGAUAGAGAUAAUCAAAUUAUUUUAGUUCUUUUUAAUGCAUUGUAUUUAGAUUAUAUGAAGAACUAGGCAUUUAUUUUUGUGUAUCUUUAUUAUUAAAACAUUGGAAGACCUGUUGGUGACCUUCUACUGUUGUCUGUUCUAUGGUCGGUUGUUGUUUCUUUGACACAUUCCCCAUUUCCAUUCUCAAUUUUAUUAUCUGAGGGAAUGUAUUUCAGCAGUAGUUUUAGCUAUUUUUGUGUAUGAAGCAUUCACACAGGUGGAUUAUAUUUAAUUUGCAUUAAUAAACUGUCUUGUGAAAAUGUUAGGGAUAUUGUCUUUUUUUUCCCUCAUUUGAGCAUGUUAUUAUUUGGCUUUGUUAGUAAGGGGUUGAUUUGUUCUCCCUUAUUCAAUUAUUUUUUUUGAUUCAAAAUGUUGAAAUUUUGGCAUAUGAAACAUAUUUAUUAUUUUACAGAUACCUAUUGUGAACAUUUUGUUAGAUAACCAAUACUCCUGAAGAUUUAUUUGUGAUAAUUUCUCUGUUUUUUGUAUGCUUACAUGUUUUUCAUCUGAAUUUAAUUUGUAUUUUUUAUUGAUAUGAAAUCUUUUUUCUCUAGCUGUUGAAUCCUUAACAACUUUUUCUGGAAUCCAUAGAAAUUAAAGUGUCCUUAUAUACAAUUUGAGAAAACCUCAUUCCUGUUCUGACUUGGUACAGACACUUUCAAAUGAAACUGAUUGACUGAACCAGGUUUACCAGUUGCCAACUAUCUUAUUUAUAUGCGUUUUUCAUUUCUAAAUAACUAUUUUCCUGAAGUCAAUGUCCUCAUUUGAAUAUGGUUUUGUUUUCAUCUACCAAAAUAGACAAUUAAUAAUUCUGAUUUAAAUGGUUUUACACUAGUAAUUUUUGGGGACCAUUGUAGCUUGAUGUUUGGUGUGAGCAGGGGUUCCGUGUUGGAGACGGUACUUUUACCUAUAUUGGUUAACUUCUAUAAAUUAUUACUUAGA
This is a messenger RNA of Mytilus trossulus (common blue mussel), 3574 nucleotides long. RefSeq names its product lysosome membrane protein 2-like. Gene Ontology annotation, cellular component: cytoplasm; membrane; lysosome. The transcript has 15 exons. The record is from RefSeq and is a predicted model, not a curated record. NCBI's taxonomy places the organism in Eukaryota, Metazoa, Mollusca, Bivalvia, Mytilida, Mytilidae. Gene Ontology annotation, molecular function: scavenger receptor activity. The coding region runs from base 116 to 1615 and encodes 499 amino acids.